AUGGAGAACACAAGAGUGUUCGUGUCUGGGCUGCCGCCCACAUUUACGAAUGAUCAAUUGAGAAACCAUUUUUCCAGUCGCUUCCAGGUCACAGAUGCUCAUGUACUACCAAAGCGCAGGAUUGGCUUCGUCGGCUUCAAAAGCCCGGAGGUUGCCCAACAAGCCGCUUCUUAUUUUAAUAAAACAUUUGUCAAGAUGUCCAAGAUCUCAGUAGAGAUUGCUAGGCCGAUUGACUCCGAGCCUGUCCAGAGGGUAGAGAAGCACAAUAACAACUCGACCUCUAACGAUGCAUCAGCAGGAAACGCACUCAAGCGUAAGCGGGAUGGGGACAAUCCUAAGCAGGAUUCCCAAUUACAAGAAUAUAUUUCUGUAAUAGAGCGCCCGUCGAAAACCAAAACAUGGGCCAAUGGCGAAGACCUGUUCAAUUCAGUUCAGAACAGCACUUCAACAGCUGGGCAGCGCGAUGAUACGACUGAGCCAGUCGAGGAGCCCUCUGACAAUCAGCGGAAGAAGGCGAAAGUGGACGAACAGCGUGUGGUAACUCGUCACGAAGAACCUGAGCCGAUGGUCGUUGACCACACUGGAGAAGAUCGUGAUGAAGCAGCUGCAGAAGUGCAGGAUGGUGCCGGUGCUUCUCAAGAGCAAGAAGAAGCAGAGCUGGUUUCCGACGCCGACUGGCUCCGAUCAAAGACAAGUCGUCUUCUUGGUCUGCUCGAUGAAGACGAGCAGGCUGAAUUCGAUUCCGUCAGCCAUCAGAAAGCCGAGACACCGUCACAGCCACUUGCAAAAUCACAGCCUGAUGCUCCUCGUGUGGAUGAUAUCAAGGCUGAUGUCGAACAACCGGCCGACACACCAGAGGUUGACACAAAUAUCGACAACAUCCGCAUUUCCUCACGACUUUUCGUUCGGAAUCUUCCAUAUGAUGCAAAGGAGUCGGAUCUGGAGCCUAUAUUUUCUAAGUAUGGCAAGGUCGAAGAGAUUCACGUCGCGUUUGAUACAAGGUCUACCACCAGCAAGGGGUUCGCCUACGUUCAGUAUUUCGACGCUGAUGCGGCCGUCCAAGCCUACAAAGAGCUGGAUGGGAAACAUUUUCAGGGUCGCUUGCUGCAUAUUUUGCCGGCAACUGCGAAAAAGACCUAUAAGAUCGAUGAUCAUGAGUUGUCCAAGCUGCCUUUGAAGAAGCAAAAGCAGAUUAAGCGAAAGAUGGAAGCUGCCUCAUCAUCAUUCAGUUGGAAUUCGCUUUACAUGAAUGCUGACGCAGUCAUGUCCUCAGUCGCUGAACGCCUAGGUGUUUCCAAGGCUGAUCUUCUAGACCCCACUUCAGCAGAUGCUGGUGUGAAGCAAGCACAUGCUGAGACGCAUGUCAUUCAGGAGACCAAGGCCUACUUUACUGCGAACGGUGUCAACCUCGACGCGUUCAAGCAGCGGGAACGUGGAAAUACUGCUAUCCUGGUAAAGAAUUUCUCCUAUGGCGUUAAGACUGAUGAUAUCAGGAAGCUCUUCGAGCCAUAUGGCCAACUAACAAGGCUACUGAUGCCGCCUAGUGGCACAAUGGCUAUUGUUGAAUUUUCACGGCCAGAUGAGGCGCAGAAAGCCUUCAAAGGCCUUGCGUAUCGGAAACUUGGGGAUUCGAUUCUUUUCUUAGAGAAAGCUCCAAAGGAUCUCUUUGAGGCGACGGGUGUGCCGCAGAAGCCUGUUCUUGAGACUAAGGCCGUGUCUCAAGGAUUCUCAACCGCUGACACAUUUGCGGCUGAGGAGGCUGACGGACCCGUGGUCGCCUCCACCCUUUUCGUAAAGAACCUUAAUUUCUCCACAACGAACGACAAGUUCGUGGAUCUGUUCCGACCACUGGACGGCUUCGUGUCUGCCAGGAUUAAAACCAAACCUGACCCUAAACGGCCUGGACAAACACUCAGCAUGGGCUUUGGCUUUGUCGAUUUCAAGUCGAAAGCACAAGCCCAGGCUGCUCUUGCUGCGAUGGAUGGAUAUAGGCUCGAUCAGCAUGAACUGGUAGUAAGAGCGUCGAACAAGGCCAUGGAUGCUGCGGAGGAACGAAGACGGGAAGACACCGCGAAGAAGAUCGCAGCGCGGAGAACGAAGAUCAUCAUCAAAAAUUUGCCGUUCCAGGCUACGAAGAAAGAUGUCAGAUCGCUCUUUGGAGCCUAUGGGCAGCUACGCUCCGUACGGGUUCCUCAGAAGUUCGAUCGGUCUGCUCGUGGUUUCGGUUUUGCUGAUUUUGUAAGCGCUCGUGAAGCGGAAAAUGCCAUGGACGCACUCAAGAACACCCAUCUGUUGGGUAGAAGACUGGUGCUGGAAUUCGCGAACGCAGAGGCAAUUGAUGCCGAGCAGGAGAUCCAGCAGAUCGAGAAGAAAGUAGGGGAGCAGCUGGACAGGGUCAAACUGCAAAAGCUCACGGGAACGGGGCGGAAGAAGUUCACCGUAGGGGCGCAGGAAGACGAGGAGCUCUAG
This is a messenger RNA of Aspergillus clavatus NRRL 1, 2469 nucleotides long. It is a transcript of the gene mrd1, whose product is annotated as RNA-binding ribosome biosynthesis protein MRD1. Gene Ontology annotation, cellular component: cytoplasm; nucleus; ribonucleoprotein complex. Bases 1 to 2469 code for a protein of 822 amino acids. NCBI's taxonomy places the organism in Eukaryota, Fungi, Ascomycota, Eurotiomycetes, Eurotiales, Aspergillaceae. The transcript has 4 exons. Gene Ontology annotation, molecular function: mRNA binding. The record is from RefSeq and is a predicted model, not a curated record.